AAGUUUCUCACGGAAUGCGGUACAGGGUGGCCAAAUGUUUCGUAACAGACUUGUUUGUGUUCCGGACAUUUCUUUUUCCUCUCAAAUCUUAAAGCCAUAAUUUCCUUCUUCUUAAAUUUGUAUAGCCUCUUACGAGACACCCUAUUGUGUUUUUAUUGGCAUAUAUAAGAGAACUGUUCAGUCUGUACGUACAGCAGUCGACGCGUUUGCUAGCCGCUAUUGGUUGUCAGUGAUGCUAACAAUAACACAUUUGUUGAUAACAAUAUUCGCCCUGUGGAUAUAUAUCUUGUGGUCACGACGAAAGUUCUACAAGGUCUUCCUACAGCUUCCAGGUCCUUGGGGAUUGCCCUUGGUGGGCUUGGCGUUUAAAAUGAUGAAACCGGAAAGUGUUCUACAGUACAUGGGGGACUUGGCGAAAGAAUACAAAGCACCAUUCAUUUCGUGGAUGGGUAGCCAAUGCUUUCUCUACGUUAAUGAUCCGGAAACAAUGGAAAUUAUUUUCAAAUCACCAUGCUGCACAAACAAAGGAGACGUGUAUCGUUUUAUGGCCAAUGCCAUAGGAGACGGUCUUUUCACUUCCAGCUCCCCUCGGUGGAAUAAGCACAGACGCCUACUAAAUCCAGCCUUCAGCCGCAAAGCCAUUCAAGCCUUUUUACCCGUUUUCAAUCGCGAAGCCAGCACCCUUGUCAAAAAGAUGGCUGUUACUCAGGGUCAAACGCUUGAGAUUUAUGGAUUAUUGAAGAAAAUAGUCCUGGAAAUAGCAUGCCAAACGACGAUGGGGAAAAAGAUGAAUUUCCAAGACAACAGAUCAACAGCAAUAUUCGAAGCAUACAAUGGCAUUACAGAAACAUGCGUGACGAGAAUGUUAUCCCCUUGGUUGUACUUGGAUGUUGUGUAUCAGUUCUCUGCUUUAUACAAACGGCAGCAGCAGUUCAGUGUAGCCCUACAAAAAUUUGUGGAAAACUUACUUGCAGAUGAUGGUCAGACAGAAGUGUCACAUUCCCAGCUUGGGGAGAAGUCAAGAGAGGAUAGAAGCUUUAAACUAGAAUCUCAGAAUUUGUUAGACAUAGUACGAGAGCAUAUAGCAGCUAACCAGUUAACCAGUCAAGAUGCAAGAGACGAAGCAAAUGUUAUAGUGGCCGCGACAUUCGAGACUACAUCGACAGCCCUCUACUUUGCCUGUUUGUGUCUUGCUAUGCAUCCGGAGUGUCAGGAUAAAUUAUAUAAGGAAUUAGUUGAGAUUUUUCCUAAAUCAUACGAUAGUGCUGAUACCCGUUCUGGCAUAACACUGGAACAACUCCAACGUAUGAAAUAUAUGGAUAUGGUGAUGAAUGAGUCGAUGCGUCUCCUUUCUCCCGUUCCGAUGGUACUGAGGCGCGUAUCUGAAGAUUUUCACUUCCAAAAUGUUUCCGGCGAGAGAAUACUUUUGCCGAAAAACACUCAAAUUGCGCUCGACAUCUUUAACAUGCAUCGCAGUGAAAACUCUUGGGGUCCGUAUGCAAGCUCUUUCGAGCCAGAACUGCAUUUUGGACCCAACGUCCAUCGACAUGCAUUUGCAUUUUUACCCUUUACAAAAGGACUUCGCAUGUGUCUUGGAUAUCGGUAUGCACUGGUGCUUAUGAAGGUGAUGCUGGCCCAUAUAUUUCGAAACUUUCGAAUAUCCACAGAAUCACAGUUAAAAGAUUUGAAUGUAAAAGGUACAAUAUCCUUAAAAUUGGGUGAUUAUCCUUUGUGUACAAUACAAGCUCGACAUGACAAUUUAUUUACUCAAUGAAAAAAAUGGUUUUGGUUGUAAAUGUUCUCAUUUUGUAAGGCAUGCCCACAUAUCGGGACAACGUCGAUGUCAACAAUAUUAUAAUAAACGGUUUUCAUUUGUUCAUGGGGAUCGAAAGCGGGGAAAACAUGUUAUAGCCCAAACACAAUGGGGACUUUUAACUGAAGCAGUUAUGGAUUUGAUUAAGGUUUUUAAAAUUAAGAAUAUUAUAAAUACUUUUUGAUUGAAUGAAGUUUUUGGAACCGCCCAUGGUUCUACUGUAUUAAUUGAAAAUAAAUAAAAAAAAGGAAAAAAAAAA
Messenger RNA from Musca domestica (house fly), 2072 nucleotides. It is a transcript of the gene Cyp313b1, whose product is annotated as probable cytochrome P450 313b1. Lineage: Eukaryota; Metazoa; Arthropoda; Insecta; Diptera; Muscidae. Gene Ontology annotation, molecular function: heme binding; oxidoreductase activity, acting on paired donors, with incorporation or reduction of molecular oxygen; monooxygenase activity. The record is from RefSeq and is a predicted model, not a curated record. The coding region runs from base 233 to 1774 and encodes 513 amino acids. The transcript is spliced from 8 exons.